Molecule: messenger RNA, 2142 nt
Organism: Dibothriocephalus latus
Lineage: Eukaryota; Metazoa; Platyhelminthes; Cestoda; Diphyllobothriidea; Diphyllobothriidae
Source: the annotation of a GenBank genome assembly
AUGGCUGCAGCACAGCGAGUGUUAUGCGCCAUACUGGGUCUCUUUACAUGGGGUUCUGGUCAACCGGCUAGUUGCAGCUCUAUCCCAACGUUAGAACGCAUGGACUGCUAUCCAGAGCCAUCAGCAACCGAAGAACGCUGUCUGGAACGUGGUUGUUGCUGGGAGCUGCCCGCUGAUCCAAAAAUGAAUGCGUGCUACCUGCCAAUCGAUUAUCCUGCCUACUCUUUGCAAAAUACAUCCUCAUCACCCGGCCACUAUACUUUCUAUCUGCAAAAGCAGUUUCUCAAGCCUCCUUUCGCUAAUGAACUUGCCGAGCUGAAAGUUGAUUUUAUCUACGAGACAGCCAGUCGUCUGCGAUUGCGCAUCACCGAUCCACACCAGCAGAGGUGGGAGCCCCCAGUGGACAUUAACCAACCAAUAAACUUCCCUCCAAAGGCUGUUAACUACCGGGUGAGUUACGACUCCAAGCCUUUUGGUUUCAAAGUUUAUAGAAAAGCGGGAGAGAGAGGCGAAGACCAUCUACUUGUCGAUACAACCGGCCUUAUGGCCAGUAGUCUGAUCGCAAGAGAUGCAUUUUGGCAGAUUGCUUUCAAAAUUGUGGCCCAACGCGGUUUCGGACCCGGUGAACGGAGAACUGCAUUCCCACUUCGCCUACGGAACUGGGAGAGGGUACCAAUGUGGGCGCAAGAUCAGCCGCCAAUGGAGCACGUGAACCUCUACGGUGUGCACAACUUCUUCCUCGGUUUGACUGUUGAUGGGAUUGCCUUUGGCAUCUUUCUGCUUAAUUCAAACGCCCAAGAGAUUGACAUUCAGCCAAUGCCAUCACUCACUUACCGGACGAUAGGCGGUAUACUAGAUUUCUUCAUUUUUGUGGGCCCAAAACCACAAGAUGUGGUCUCGCAGUACCUGGAUCUCAUAGGGCGGCCUCCCCUGCCACUCUAUUGGGCCCUCGGAUUUCAUCUGAGCCGCUAUGGCUUCCGUGACCUGGCGGACGUGCAAGCGACAGACUGGACCGUAGAUCCCGUGAAAUUUGCGGACUUUGGACAAUUUAUAAGAGAGACUAUUCAUAGCCAGAACGACAUGCACACAGUGAUCAUGUUCGAUGCGGCUAUUCAGGCCAACCCAGACUACGAGAUCUACAGGGACGGUUUACAUAGGGGAGUGUACAUCAAUGACAGCCGAACAGGCGGACCAAUCCAAGGGAGUUUGUGGCCAGGCACUGUGGUUUACCCAGAUUAUGGUAAGCAGGAAACUGUUGAAUGGGUCUAUGACGGUGCUUCGAAGUUCCACGAGGAGAUUCCCUUCGAUGGAUUAUGGAUUGAUAUGAAUGAGCCGUCAAAUUUUGUUGAUGGCUCCCUCGAUGGAUGCAUCUGGAACAGUCCACUGGAUCAUCCACCCUAUCAGCCGCGAAUCCUCGGCGACCUCCUCUACAGAGCAAAAUUAGACGGGAGGACUGUUGCGCGGGCAUUAGCCCUCGAGUACCCCAAGGAUCUGGCGUGCCAUUCGAUUGACAAACAGUUUCUCUGGGGUUCAUGUCUUCUGAUCACACCCGUGUUGGAACAGGGCGCGAGAGGCAUAUAUGGUUACCUUCCGCAGGGUGAAUGGAUCGGUCUGAAUGAUCACUUACGCCACAAAAGCAAAGGCGAAUGGUUCUACUUUGAAGCGCCACUGGAACAGAUCCCUUUGCACGUGAAAGCAGGUUGUGUACUGCCAAUGCAUCUACCUACACAAACCAUAAAUCAGGCGCGAGAAAAAGGAAUUGGUAUUUUGGUUGUCUUGAAGGAAGAAGACAGUGGAUAUCCGUGGAGCAGGUACGCAGCUACCGCUUGGGGGGAGUUCUUCUGGGACGAUGGUGUUACUGAAACGCAGGCGUAUACUUAUAUCACUUUCAGUGUGGCUUUCCGAAAGUUAACCAUACUGCCAAGGGUUGUCCGACUGCAGUCUGAGGACAAGCUGCUGCAUUCCGAGGUGCCGCUGGCUUUCAUCAAGAUCGUCGGAAUAUCCAAGCGACCAAGGACAGUUAGCCUGAACCAGCAGCGUUUUGCCUUCACUCACGACGUCAAGACCCGAACACUGUUUGUAGAGGCUCCUCCAAACAGCCUUUUAACCACCAAAACGCAACUCACAUGGAGUUUUAAAUAG